Messenger RNA from Brugia malayi, 2313 nucleotides. RefSeq names its product hypoxia-induced factor 1, putative (gene Bma-hif-1.4). The record is from RefSeq and is a predicted model, not a curated record. The transcript is spliced from 14 exons. Lineage: Eukaryota; Metazoa; Nematoda; Chromadorea; Rhabditida; Onchocercidae. Gene Ontology annotation, biological process: cellular response to hypoxia; regulation of transcription by RNA polymerase II. Gene Ontology annotation, molecular function: RNA polymerase II transcription regulatory region sequence-specific DNA binding; protein dimerization activity; DNA-binding transcription factor activity, RNA polymerase II-specific. Bases 1 to 2313 code for a protein of 770 amino acids.
AUGAUGAGUGGACAUGAUGCCGAAUUUUUUACGGAAUUUAGUCGAAAACAAAAUCUUGACCGACGUCGUGAGUCAUCUCGUUUUGCUGCACGUGAUCGACGUGGUAAGGAAGCGGAUAUCUUUACGGAUCUCAAAGUAGUGAUACCAAUUGUUGAUGAAGCAACAGUUACACAUGUGGAUCGGAUUGCUAUAUUGCGGGUUGCAUUGACUCUUUGCCGGUUACGAAAAGUUGCAACGAAAUUUUUGAAAACUAAUCUCACUGAGGAACAUCGAUGUUUAUGGUCUGAAACAACAUUGCUAGAGUGUUUAGAUGGUUUUCUGGCUAUUGUUGACCUGGAUGGUAUCAUCCUAUACGUUAGUGAAAGUGUCUCCAUCUACCUCGGACUUACGCAAACUGAUCUUACGGGACGUUCAUUGAAAGAAUUUAUUCAUACCAAUGAUUACGAGGAAUAUAUAAGCUGUGAUAUUGGAGGUGCAAUCGAUCGUGGAAAUGGUCAAGUCCGUACAUUGCGAAUGAAAUCAGUGAUUAGUCCACGAGGAAGAAAUUUAAAUCUCAAAAAUGCUCUAUUUAAACCAGUUGUUUGCUACAUUCGCUCACUGUGUGCGGACAAUGGACGUGUUCGUGUCAUACAAGCUAGUGCGCAACCAGCUGGACAGGGUAGUAGUGUUUUUACAACCUCAAGAACCACCGAUGUACAAAGUGGAACCUACAUGACACGGCAUACCUAUGAUAUGAAAUUUUCAUAUGUCAGUGAAAGUUUCAACUAUAUUCUGCGUCAUGAAGCUCGUUCUUUAAUGGGUACCUCGUUUUACAAUUUGGUUUAUCCGGCCGAUCUUAAUGCAGUGGUUGUUUCGAUACGUGAAAUGCUCACAAAAGGUCACACACGGACACCGUAUUACCGUUUAAUUGGUCUUAAUAAAUCAGUAUUGUGGGUACAGACUGAAGCAACUAUCGUUAAUCAUACGGCAAAAGGACAAAAAGGACAAUAUAUCAUCUGUGUACAUCAGUUAAUUGGCACCCAAAGUGAACGAGAUUCGUUCAUAAACGGAAAGAAAAGCUAUUCGACUUUAAUGCCAAUAAAGCAAGAAAUGACUGAAAGUUCAGAACCAAUGAGAAGCAGUUAUAAUGAAGUAUUACAAUGGCUUUUUCGUGCUCAACAACGUAGCAAAUCUCCCCCAGGAACGUUGCUUUUUCGAACUGAAAGUAAUAAAAAUCGUUCUGAAUACAACGGUCAAUCAACAAGAUAUACGGCAGCACGAGUCGAAACUAUCAAUUACAAUACAAAAAAUGGUAUUACAGUAUCGGGUACUGUUGAUUUUUGUCAUAGAAAUACUCCAAGCAUUUCGCUUGUACAUAACGAUGAUGAAGGAGGAGAAUUCCAUCGAUUUGCUACUGAAGUUGACCGAUGCCGAUUACGAACAAAUAAUAUACAAACAAAUUGUGUCGAAGAAGCGUCUAAUAGAAAUACUCGUGAUAGCACCACUCUUUGCUGUCAGUCUGAUUUUUCAGAAUCUUCAACAGCAAAUAUUAAUGCUGCACGGUUACCCACGGUUUCAGGAACUGAUAUAUAUUUACUACCGCAAAAUAACAUUACCAAUGGUUCAACAACUCUUACUGGAACCGAACGAAAUCCAAUCAGUUUAUCUACUAACGGUGCUCAGAAUACUCGUUCCUUGACUUCUUACGAUCCUUAUAUUAGCAACAAUUUCACUGCUGCUACAACAACCUCUUCACUUGCUCUCAACAAUAAUUCCAUCCACACACAGUCAAACCUGUCCACAACUUCGAUGAACUGUAUUACAGAAACCCAGCGAGUUAUUCAGAAUAAAGAAAAUGGUGAUAGUGAUACGACAGAAACUAUUGACGAAUGGCAGAUGUUUGCACCAUUCGUGGCCCAUGAUGACAUAAUGCAACUAUCAACAGACUUGCAGGGUCUCUUGCCAGAAUUUAACUUUGUUGAUUGGAUACCAUCAGAUCCGGCACCACUGCCAAGUUUGCCCGCUGAAGAAAGAAGUAUGAAACUAUUGGGGAAUGUGUCAAUACCAAAGCAAAUAACAUUUGAUCGAUCGAAUAUGUAUGCAAAUUCUAGCAUUUCACUCAUUUCAAAACCAAAUUCUUUCGGUCUUACUGCUACUUCGUGGCGCCAAUUACAGCAGCAAUAUCAGCAACGCCAUCAAGAGAAUAUGAAUACUGGAGCAACAACAGCAGCAACACAAUGGCUGGAAGUAGAACUGACAACAACAUGUACCCGACCUAACGAUUGUCCAGCUGGAUUGUUGUAUCGAAAUAAUUCUGCAGCUCCUAUGCAAUAA